Molecule: messenger RNA, 2328 nt
Organism: Maniola jurtina (meadow brown)
Lineage: Eukaryota; Metazoa; Arthropoda; Insecta; Lepidoptera; Nymphalidae
Gene: TM9SF2
Product: transmembrane 9 superfamily member 2
Exons: 9
Coding region: 221-2197 (658 amino acids)
Biological process (GO): protein localization to membrane
Cellular component (GO): membrane
Source: RefSeq, a predicted model, not a curated record
GAUCUGUCAAAUUGUUGGUGACGUUUGCGAGUUUUCGACAAGUGUGAAAUUGCGACUAACAGGCAUUUUGGAAAUUGUUGUAAAACCGGGUGAAUUUCCCGGUAUUUGUGUCUUAGUUUAGUGGUACAUGAUUAUGUGGACUUUGUCUUUUCAAGUGUACAACUUAUGAUAGUUUUCGUUGAGAAAAUUACAUUAAAUAGACACAAAAUUACAGCACACCAUGGGCCUAUCCUUGUAUGUGGUUUGCGCACUUCUGCUGUUGACACCUAUUAGGGCUUUUUAUUUACCCGGACUAGCGCCCGUGAAUUACUGCAAGGCCGGUGAAGAUAAUGGGAAAUCAUGUAAAAAUGAGAUACCCCUCUACGUUAACAGACUUAACACAGAAGAAUCUGUCAUACCGUUUGAGUAUCACCACUUUGACUUCUGCCUCUCUGACGAAACCCAGUCACCAGUUGAGAACCUUGGUCAAGUAGUCUUUGGAGAGAGGAUCAGACCAAGUCCCUACAAACUGAGUUUUCUCCACAAUGAGAAUUGUCGAGCCCUAUGUGAAAAGAAAUACAGAGCGUCAGAUCCUGAGUCUAUUAAGAAGUUGAACCUCCUUAAAAUGGGAAUGGCGCUUUAUUACCAACACCACUGGAUCCUGGACAAUAUGCCUGUGACUUGGUGUUACUUAGUAAAUGAAGGAGGAAAGACUUACUGCAGUACUGGGUUCCCUAUGGGUUGCCAAGUCAGAAAAGAUUUGGAUACUUGCACACCCAUAGUGAAUACAGCACAGAGUGCAUACGGCACCUACUAUCUGUUCAACCAUGUUGAUCUGGAGAUCACAUACCACAGUGGCAGGGAAGAGGAGUGGGAUGUGGGUGUUGGUGAUAACGGCGGACGGAUUAUAUCUGCUAAGGUUAAACCAGCCAGUAUCAAACACCAAAAACAAGAGAACAUGGAUUGUAACGCACGGAACAACCCGCUCAUCAUACCAAGCGCACUUACCAAAGAUGAAUUCAACAUAAUAUACUCUUACCGUGUUACCUACAUCAAGAACAACACCAUUAAAUGGUCAUCAAGAUGGGAUUAUAUACUUGAGUCUAUGCCACAGACUAAUAUACAAUGGUUCUCUAUAUUGAAUUCUCUGGUCAUUGUGCUGUUCCUUAGUGGUAUGGUUGCAAUGAUCUUGUUGAGGACUCUGCAUAAGGAUAUCGCUAGAUACAAUCAAAUGGAAUGUGGGGAAGAUGCACAGGAGGAGUUUGGUUGGAAACUCGUCCAUGGAGAUGUAUUUAGACCACCGCGACGCGGUAUGUUACUGGCCGUAUUCCUCGGGUCAGGAUCGCAGGUCUUCGGUAUGACGCUGGUAACACUCGCGUUCGCUUGCCUGGGCUUCUUGUCCCCUGCGAACCGCGGUGCGUUGAUGACGUGCGCGCUCGUGGCCUGGGUGCUGCUGGGCGCGGCCGCGGGCUACGUCAGCGCCAGGGUCUACAAGAGCUUCGGCGGCCGACGGUGGAAGAGCAACAUCCUGCUCACCUCCAUGGUUUGUCCAGGUGUGGUGUUCUCCCUUUUCUUCAUCAUGAACCUGGUGCUGUGGGGCAAGGGCUCCUCCGCUGCAGUACCAUUCUCCACUCUGGUUGCAUUGUUGGCCCUCUGGUUUGGAGUCUCCGUGCCUCUCACCUUUAUUGGCGCUUACUUCGGCUUUAGGAAACGGAUUCUGGAGCACCCAGUCCGCACCAACCAAAUUCCACGUCAAAUCCCCGAGCAGUCUCUGUACACACAACCCGUGCCCGGAAUCGUGAUGGGCGGCGUGUUACCCUUCGGUUGCAUCUUCAUACAACUGUUCUUCAUACUCAACUCUCUCUGGUCCAGUCAGAUGUACUACAUGUUCGGUUUCCUGUUCCUCGUGUUUGUGAUCUUAGUCAUCACUUGCUCAGAGACCACCAUUCUGCUCUGCUACUUUCACCUCUGCGCGGAGGACUACCACUGGUGGUGGCGCGCCUUCCUCAGCUCGGGCUCCACCGCCGGCUACCUCUUCAUCUACUGCUGCCAUUACUUCGUCACCAAACUCAACAUCGACGACGCGGCCUCCACUUUCCUCUACUUCGGCUACACCUUCAUUAUGGUCUUCUUGUUCUUCCUUCUCACCGGCACUAUAGGCUUCAUGGCUUGUUUCUGGUUCGUCAGGAAGAUAUACAGUGUCGUGAAAGUUGAUUAGCUUAGUUUCUAGUGUAGUGUUUAAGGAACAUUGCGUUGGUACAGCGGACUGUUGUGUGGUUGACGUUAAAGGCUUUCUUUGUGUGUUCACAUUAUAUGAUACUAUUUAAAUAUAGUGCGCAAGAUCGUUGG